AUGGAGUCAGUCGCCGUGGUGACCGUGCCCUUCCCCUCGCAGGGCCACCUGAACCAGCUGCUGCACCUGUCGCUGCAGCUCGCGUCGCCGGGCGUGCCCGUGCACUACGCGGUGCCUGCGGCGCAGGUCCGCCAGGCCCGCGCGCGCGUGCACGGCUGGGACGACCGCGCGCUCCGCUCCGUCGAGUUCCACGACCUCGGCAUCUCCGAGUACGUCUCCCCGCCGCCCGACCCGACCGCGCCGUCGCCGUUGCCCACGCACCUCAUGCCCCUCUUCAAGGCCUACACCGCCGGCGCGCGCGCCCCGCUCGCGGCGCUCCUCGCCGGGCUCUCCGCCUCGCACCGCCGCGUCGUCGUGGUGCACGACCGCGUCAACGCGUACGCCGCCGAGAAGGCCGCGCGGCUGCCCAACGGCUAG
Molecule: messenger RNA, 417 nt
Organism: Miscanthus lutarioriparius
Lineage: Eukaryota; Viridiplantae; Streptophyta; Magnoliopsida; Poales; Poaceae
Source: the annotation of a GenBank genome assembly